AUGAGCCGCUCCACGCCGCGACUGCAACUCGCGUGGAACAGUAUCUACGCCGCUCUCGGCCACCAGUCGACGAGUGGCUCGAAAUAUGCCGACGAGUGCAGUAAUGUCAACAGUGAGGUCGACCGGUCGAUCGACAAAGUGAGUGAGAACGGGCACGAACUGAAUGGGAUCGUGGGUGCCACGACAAACGGGAUCCAAUUGCUCGACGUGGCGUCGCUCUCUUCAGAAGGCUCACAGGGCCACACCAAUGAAGACCGACUGGUAGUAAUGAGUGACGAGCGCUUUCACUUGUUUGCGGUCAUGGACGGCCACGGCGGGGCGCAGGCCGGCGACUUCCUCGUGGAAGAGCUGUUCAAGACGCUGGACAGAGUCUAUGACGACGGCUUUGACCACGUUGAGCUCUCUCACGCUAUGGAGGAACUGGACCGCACCUUUUGUGCGCUAGCUACAUCCAAACUCGACAUGAGUGGGGCGUGCCUGCUGGCUGUCCUGCUGUACGUUGACCCAAAGACAGACUCACCGCAGAAGAUCGUGCUGAACAUUGGCGACUGUCGCGCCAUUGCUCAUGAGGUAUGUGAAUCGACCGCAGAGAAAGACAGUAAGGAGAAGAAGAAGAAGAAGAAGAAGAGAGUGGAUCAAACGCUGCAUGGUGCAACUCAUACUGGCAAAACAUUGGCGUUGUCAAGAGACCAUUGCGCGAGUAACCGGAAGGAACGUGAGCGUGUGUUACGAAGUGGCGCUUUUAUCUCCGGUGACCGAAUCGGAGGUGUGCUGGAACCGUUCCGGACGAUCGGUGACAUCGAUAUGAAGGGCCGCGACAUGAAGAAUUGGGUGAUUGCCACGCCCGAGAUCCAUCAGAGUGACCUCCUCGUCGGUCGCAGUACGCUGGUCAUCGCGACCGACGGCGUCUGGACAGUUUUGAACAAUAGCCAGACAAUGGCGCUUGUACUUGAGAACCUCGGCGGGAAAAAGGCCGCGGCAUGCGCCAAAUCGGCUGCACGAGCCGUCGUGGAAAAGGCUCGAGAGCUCGGAAGCUGCGACGAUAUCACAGUGAUUGUCAUCUCGGUUUAA
Molecule: messenger RNA, 1071 nt
Organism: Hyaloperonospora brassicae
Lineage: Eukaryota; Oomycota; Peronosporomycetes; Peronosporales; Peronosporaceae
Source: the annotation of a GenBank genome assembly